AUGCUGCGAAUAUGGUCUCCUCGGGCCCCUUUUUUACCUGGUCCUCGCGGGUGCUUCCUGGCUUUGCGUGAGCAACAACACAAUCUCAUCCGCCACUGGCCUGCGUUCCGCCGCACGGUAACCACAGACAGAUCUACCCAGCAACCUAACCUUCGCGUACCGCUGCGGAAGCAAUUGAAAGAUGAAGCCAAGUCGCUGAAGACGCAGAACCGUCUUAAAAAGGGAGCGAAUCGACCGCCCCAACAUGAUGGAUGGGAGUUGACCGUUGGCAUUGAAAUACAUGCCCAAUUAAACGCAGAGACAAAGCUCUUCUCAAAGGCUCCUACGAAACUGGCCGCAGAACCAAAUUCCAACGUCGCCCUUUUCGAUCUGGCAUUUCCUGGCUCGCAGCCGGCGUUCCAGAGUCCGAUCUUGCUACCUGCGCUGCGUGCGGCUAUGGCCCUCAAUUGCGAAAUCCAGCCGGUUAGCCGUUUCGACCGCAAGCAUUACUUUUACCAAGACCAGCCUGCUGGAUAUCAGAUUACGCAAUACUACGAGCCAUUUGCGCGAAACGGAUUCAUCGAUCUAUUUGAGCACGAUGGCAUUGCGCCUGAAGAUGGGAAGAAGGUCCGCAUCAACAUCAAACAAGUGCAAUUGGAACAAGAUACCGCUAAAUCCCAAGAAUACCCACCUUCUGCACAACUCCUAGAUUUCAAUCGAGUCUCUCAUCCUCUGAUUGAAAUUAUCACCAUGCCUCAGAUUCACUCUCCAGCAACGGCUGCUGCCUGCGUCAGAAAAGUCCAAUCAAUCUUACAGGCUACAAGCGCCGUGACCACCGGGAUGGAAUUGGGCGGCUUGCGGGCAGACGUUAACAUUUCCGUUCGCAAACGCGACGCGGCACCUGGGCUUGGAGAGUACAGUGGCAUACGAGGGUUGGGCCAGCGUACGGAAAUCAAAAACUUGAGUAGCUUCAAGGCUGUCGAAGAUGCCAUCAUUGCAGAACGAAAUCGCCAAGUUACGUUGCUUGAGAGUGGCGGUGUAGUUAUAGGGGAAACGAGGGGCUGGACGAUUGGUAGCACAGAAACUCGCAGACUACGUGCUAAGGAGGGAGAAGUUGAUUAUCGCUAUAUGCCAGAUCCUGAUUUGGGACCUUUGUUCAUUGACAGCCAGCUCGUAUCGGCAUUGAGCGAUACUCUGCCUGAUUUGCCAGAUCAGCUCUUGGAUACGCUAGUAGGGCCGUCGUAUGGACUUUCUAUAGCAGAUGCAAAACCGCUAGUUGAGCUAGACGGCGGUGCACGCUUGGAGUACUAUCAAGAUGUCGUUGAUAUUCUUCAAACUCUCCAGCAAAGCCAUGAAGUGGUCAUUAAGAACUCCCUCGGUAGGACAGUGGCCAAUUGGGUGUUGCACGAGCUAGGAGGGAUGCUCACCAAGGCAGACGUCGGAUGGGACUCAGACCUAGUCCCGGCUCGCACGUUGGCAGAGUUGAUCGACCAAUUGCUACGGAAAAGGAUCACCGGCCCGAUUGCAAAGCAAGUUCUAACCAUGGUUUUCGAGGGAGACAAGCGCCCUAUUCAGAACCUUCUUGAAGAUGAGGACCUCUUCUUACGACCGUUGUCCAGAGACGAGUACCUUGCAUUAGCAGAACCAUUAAUAUCGGCAAAUCCCGAGAUGGUUGCACAAAUUCGAGACAAGAACCAACUAGGAAAACUUGGUUGGUUUGUAGGACAGAUGAUGCGGGCUGGCGAAAAGGGUCGUGUUGAGGCACAACGAGCUGAGGAUAUUCUGCGAGAAUUGAUAUUGGGUGGUUGA
Talaromyces proteolyticus is the source of this 1788-nucleotide messenger RNA. Its product is annotated as Glutamyl-tRNA amidotransferase subunit B, mitochondrial. Gene Ontology annotation, biological process: glutaminyl-tRNAGln biosynthesis via transamidation; mitochondrial translation. The transcript has 4 exons. The coding region runs from base 1 to 1788 and encodes 595 amino acids. Lineage: Eukaryota; Fungi; Ascomycota; Eurotiomycetes; Eurotiales; Trichocomaceae. The record is from RefSeq and is a predicted model, not a curated record. Gene Ontology annotation, molecular function: glutaminyl-tRNA synthase (glutamine-hydrolyzing) activity.